AUGGCAGCCGUGGCAGUCAUGGCAUGGGCACAUCUGUUGCACCCGACCUCACCCGUCUCGGUUGUCGUGGACAAGUACACGCAAAGACAUGCACAGAAAAAGCCGUCUGUUGAAUGUACAAAUACGAUUACGAAAGGGUGCAUCUAUCUCUUUCUGAGAGCUCUGGCAUGUUUGCGGGUGCCAGGGAGCCAGGCUAUGGGCAAGAUGACAUCGGUCGACGCCGCUACGGUAACCAUUGAUCGUGGGUAUUUCGACACUCUAGUGCGAAGGGCCCAUUUUAACUCUGAAUCGCUCGCGAAUAAUGGCCAUCCUCCACUCCUCGCCGUGACCGUGUCGCGGGGCGAAUACGACAGUCUUCAGGCGAUUGCCAAGCAAUAUGAGAACCUGCGACGCAAUCUACUCCGUGGCGGGGUCGGGGAGGAGACUGUGGAUCUCCUCAGUCAAGAUGACCACACAAUCCAAGACGGCAGGAGCCAAGCGCCUUCGCCAUCCAAGGCCGACGUGACGGACGACGGAGGUGCCCGACUGAACACGCCCACGCCGCAGCCUUCGACGGCCUUUUUCGACCAGCCCAAGCCUAGGACCUAUGGCUAUCGGAACGGCAACGGCUACAGCGGUAACGACACCGCGGGCGCUACCCACAAGCAUAGCGACCGUCCAGCGUGGGCAGACCACGAUGCAGAUCUGGAAGAUGAGGAGGACAUCUCAUGCGAUUCGCCCGUCGAGAGCCCUGGCGGUGCGGCUGCCCCCAAGCAGCAGGGACAGAAACCGCAGUUUGUCCGCCAAUGCAUGAGAACUAUCCAGCUUCAGAACCUUGCUGAGGGAAUCACCCAUGCCGAUAUCACCAGUGUUGUGCGAGGUGGUAUGGUCUUGGAUGUCUUCCUCCGGGCCCAUGAGCGCUCCGCGACCGUGUCUUUCCUGGACGCCAUGGAUGCGAAGAGGUUUUACGACCACGUGCGCAAGCAUGACUUGUAUAUCAAAAACAAGCGGAGUCAGGUUGAUAUCAAAUGGAGUGAUCGGCAGUUCAUUUUACCAGGCCAUGUGGCAGGUAAGAUUGGCUCAGGUGCCAGCCGUAACCUCGUCAUUCGUCGAUACGAUGGCAGGCACACGGAAGAGAAUAUCCGCGAGGAUCUAGACCAUAUUCACAAUCUUAUUGUCGUCAAGAUUGAGUUCCUCGGUGGAAACUGCUAUCUGAGUCUGAAUUCGGUGCACAAUGCCAUCUAUGCGCGGCAGUGCAUGAUGAGUCGAUUCAAGUACAAGGGUACAAAGAUCGACUGGGAUGUCGAUGAGUGUGCCCAGCCAUUGGAGCAACCCCCGCCGCCAGUGAAGCCGCGCAAGGAAAACGCGGCAUUGAAGAAGGCCCCCUCGACGGUUGCGAACCGUUUCCACCUGUUGCACAUCGACGACGGCGAGGAAGAUGAAAUAGCAGCGACAUUCCAGUCCAAGAAGUCGGUUGGCAUUGCCGCUUAG
Messenger RNA from Lasiosphaeria miniovina, 1470 nucleotides. RefSeq lists its product as uncharacterized. Gene Ontology annotation, molecular function: nucleic acid binding. The record is from RefSeq and is a predicted model, not a curated record. NCBI's taxonomy places the organism in Eukaryota, Fungi, Ascomycota, Sordariomycetes, Sordariales, Lasiosphaeriaceae. The transcript has 12 exons. Bases 1 to 1470 code for a protein of 489 amino acids.